GGCCAAUAACGAAUAGAUUGCGGAGGGAUUUAAUGAGUUGGUCCGAUACAAGUCAAGGGAAAAGGAGUCGAGGCACAGUGAACCUUCGCAAACUCUGGCUCAAUUGGAUUGGGGAGCUCGCACCCAAACCUAAAACUGGCUGCUAGAAAUAGCCGUGACCCAGGCCUUUGGGCGGGGCGAGUUUAAAGCGGAUUUCGCGCUCUAAGAGCGUCAGACUGUUAUUGGUCAGCGACUUCUUCCCUUUGUGGGAGCUCCCUGCGUCGCCGGGUUAGGGGUUGGGAGGAGCAACCGAGUGACGCAGUAGCCUCCCCAGCUAAUCAGGGAAGGGGAAGAGAGACCGAGAAGGAAGCGGAUCCGCUGCCGUGCAGCUGAACUGCAGCGAACUACCCGCUUCGUCUCCCUCCGCCACUAUCGGGGCCUAAGCGGGAGCGGCCGGGACGGCGUCACUGGGUGGGCUGGGGCGGAAGUGGAGGCGGAGGGAGACGGCGGCGUCCACAGGGCCUUGGGAACUCGCGGCGAGGUCCUGGGAACUCGCGGCGAGGCCCUGGUGGGCGCGAGGCAGGGGGAGGGGGAGGAGGAGGAGCCCGCGGCCCGGGCGGCGGCGGCGGCGCCCGAGUUCCCCGUAGGGCUCCGCCUCGGAGCGGGCGGCUGUGGAGGAGGAGACUGAGGAGCAGGAUGGCGGCCUCGGCCCUGUACGCCUGCACCAAGUGUACCCAGCGCUAUCCUUUCGAGGAGCUCUCCCAGGGCCAGCAGCUCUGCAAGGAAUGUCGGAUUGCGCAUCCUAUUGUAAAAUGUACUUACUGCAGAUCAGAAUUUCAACAAGAGAGCAAAACUAAUACAAUUUGUAAGAAGUGUGCUCAAAAUGUGAAGCAGUUUGGCACGCCCAAGCCUUGUCAGUACUGUAACAUAAUUGCAGCAUUUAUUGGUACAAAGUGUCAGCGUUGCACAAAUUCAGAAAAAAAGUAUGGACCACCUCAGACUUGUGAACAGUGCAAACAACAAUGUGCUUUUGAUCGGAAGGAGGAAGGAAGAAGAAAGGUUGACGGAAAAUUAUUAUGCUGGCUUUGUACUUUAUCAUAUAAGAGAGUUUUACAAAAGACAAAAGAACAGAGGAAGAGCCUGGGAUCUUCACAUUCAAAUUCAUCAUCUUCAUCUCUUACUGAGAAAGACCAGCAUCAUUCAAAACAUCAUCACCACCAUCAUCACCAUCACCAUCGUCACAGCAGUAGUCAUCACAAAAUCAGCAAUCUGAGUCCAGAACAAGAGCAGGGACUGUGGAAACAGAGCCAUAAAUCCUCUGCAGCAAUUCAGAAUGAAACUCCAAAGAAAAAGCCCAAAUUGGAAUCUAAGCCAUCUAAUGGAGAUAGUAGCUCUAUAAAUCAGUCAGCAGAUAGUGGGGGAACAGACAAUUUUGUCCUUAUAAGUCAACUGAAAGAAGAAGUGAUGUCACUUAAACGUCUCUUACAGCAGAGAGACCAGACCAUUUUAGAAAAAGAUAAAAAGUUAACUGAACUAAAGGCGGACUUUCAGUACCAAGAGUCAAACUUGAGAACAAAGAUGAACAGUAUGGAAAAAGCUCACAAAGAAACUGUGGAACAACUUCAGGCCAAAAACAGAGAACUACUCAAACAGGUUGCAGCACUAUCAAAGGGUAAAAAGUUUGACAAAAGUGGAAGCAUAUUAACAUCCCCUUGAGAAGGUUAUUGACUUAGUGUUUCUGCUGAAAAUGUAAAUUCAAAAAAAAAGUAUCUGUGAAGCUCUUAAAUUCUGUGUAGUGGGAAAAUAUUUUUGCACACCAAAUGAAUUGGCGUGUUUCCUAUUCACUUUUGUAACUGAUAUACAGCAUUUUUUAAGUUGUAAAACAUUCAGAUUAAGCUUCAACUGGUUUGAAGUAACUUUUUAAUUAUUUGAUAUCAAGGAACUUUUUUGCCAGCAAUAGUAUUAAACAGUUGUAAAGGA
Molecule: messenger RNA, 1959 nt
Organism: Pteropus alecto (black flying fox)
Lineage: Eukaryota; Metazoa; Chordata; Mammalia; Chiroptera; Pteropodidae
Gene: FAM76B
Product: family with sequence similarity 76 member B
Exons: 10
Coding region: 676-1695 (339 amino acids)
Source: RefSeq, a predicted model, not a curated record